AUGGAAGAAUUCAGAUCUAACUCGUACAGUGAUGGACGGAACUAUCAAUUGGAGAGGUACGAUUACGGCAGCAAAACCUACUCUAACCCGAACCCAGUUGGGCUACAAGAUCUCAGAUGUUACAGUGCUUCGUAUGCAUCAUCUUCGGCAGCAAAUAAUGCCCAGAUGGAGAUGCCUAAAGAUGUGAAGUUCAAGAAAGGGAAGUCCACUAAUGGGAGUAUCUCCAAAAGUUGGAGCUUUAGCGAUCCUGAGUUGCAGCGGAAGAAGAGGGUUGCUAGCUACAAGGUUUAUGCUGUUGAAGGUAAAGUCAAAGGGUCUUUCAAGAAGAGCUUUCGGUGGAUUAAAGAGAGGUACACUAAAGUGGUCUAUGGUUGGAGAUGA
This is a messenger RNA of Oldenlandia corymbosa var. corymbosa, 381 nucleotides long. The record is from the annotation of a GenBank genome assembly. Lineage: Eukaryota; Viridiplantae; Streptophyta; Magnoliopsida; Gentianales; Rubiaceae.